AUGGCAGCAACGACAACAACUGACCUCUGCAAAGCUCUGGCAUUGUGUAGGAUUGACUCGAUGUGUGCGAAGCAGAGGGCUCUGUAGAAGCAGUUUCCAUCCCCGCGCACUUGUCUCACGGAGGAAAACUGGACGCUUAAAUCCUAACAAAGGACAAUAGGUGUGAGUAACUGGCGUUAAUGUAAAAAGGGUACCUGCAACUGACCGCCCCACCUCAUCUAAGAAGCCUACUUUAUACUUAGCACACGGCGUUUGCUCAGGAAACAGCGUAGAAAUGUCCUCCCUGCACGAGACAAGGCUAACAGCCUCCAUCUCUCGAGAGGCAAACAGCGUCACCGUCCGCGAGACCAAACAGCGGCUGCGAGGCGCGACGUAGCUCGAGACCUCCACAACAUGGAAACAACGCGCCCCAAACGCUGCAGCAGGUCCUGGUGGGUGAUGGACAGGGUCUCAUGGCGCCGAAUGAUGGGCAUAACCAAAGAGUCAGACCCAUUGUCAAGGAAUGAUGGACCACGUCCUGCCGUUGCCGUUGCUCCACGUUUGGACGAUCACAAGGACGAUCGACGGUCUUUUCCGGAUGUUUUCCUGGAUCUGUGUGGCUGUUGCCCGGGGAACGCGGGCGAGACAACAGGGCAUGGGUCGGGAUCGUUUCUCCGUCGUCAUGGCAACUGCCAUGGAGGUGGUUCUGUUUCAUUGAGUCAAUGAGAGGCAUAGAAAUGAGAUCGUUAACUAGAGGUCCGAGACGAGGAGAGCAGUAAGAGCGCUCACUCCGGUCUAAUUCCCGCGAACCAGGAGGACUAAACUCCGGAUUGCGGACUCUGAGGUCCAGGAAGGGUUCUGGAUCUGAACUCCUGUGAUGAAUACUGUUCCUCUGCAGACUUCAGCAGUGAGAUGUGUUCAGUGUCGGAAAAAGCGUUCAGAUCCUUUAAGUAGCAUUUCCCAGCUAAACCAUCUCUUCAAAAAGUUUAUUUAGUUUAAAAGUAGGAGAAUUUUCCCAACGAUGUACUAUAACUUCACCUUUAAAAUCCCAUAAUUUGGAGAUACUUAGUUUUCACUGCAGGAAGGGUUUGAAAAAUUGUAAUCUGAAACUAGUAACUAGCAGAAGUAUAAAGUUACAUAAAAUGGAAAUACUCAAGUAAAGUGGGAGUACCUCAAAUAUGUACUUAAGUGCAGUACUUGAGUAAAUGUACUUAGUUACUUUCCAGCACUGGAUGUGUCCCACAAUUAACUUAAUAUUGAUCAGAAAUGAAAAAAAGCAUUAGGCUCGCACAUAUAUUUAGACAUUUAAAAACACUCUGACUGUUAUUAUAAUUUCCAGGAACUUUGAAUGUGAAGAUAUUUUCAUUGUCAUAACACAAAGUUUAAGAUGGUGGAUGAAAGAUGUAUCUCACUUUACUGAAAAGUCUGUUUUUAGUGUAGUAUGGCCACUGGGUAACUUCCAAGUUACCACAUCACACUUGUGGAAGUUGCAUAUUGAACCAUGAUGGUUUCCAAACAAGUUGUGACGUCACGAAAAUCCUGCUAGUACGUAGUACGUGUGAAUCCAGGUCUGGCGUAAGCACAGAGAAACUUUCCCUUUCAGCAGGUGUGGAAACAGAAUUUAUUUAAUUUAACUGCACAUACAUCAUUCUGCACAAUGAAGGUCAGACAUCCACGUUUCUGAGUGAAGAAGGACUGUCACAUGGAAUAUACCUAACAGACAGUGAUUCAUUGAUUCAUGUGACAUGUUGUAACAGGAAAACCACAGGUGUAAUUAAUAAUGUGAAUAAGGGCUGAGCUUAAUGUAGCUCAACUAGUCUCAUUGACGAGGCUUCCUGAUGCACUUGAAUGGAACAGAGCCACCCAUAAUGGAUCUUAGCUUCGCGGGGGCAUUUCUUGCCAUGACAAGCCUUUGAAAAAGGUCACAGAGAACGAGCUGAUAAUGUUCAGAGGAAAAAUUCCACGUGAACUCGAGCUGUUGUGUGUCAGUAUUGCCUCUAUCUUCUCCGCUUUGCUUGUCCAGCAGCCCUGCUCCACUCUACCUUCAGCAUGGUUAUAAUGUUAGCUCUAGAUGUAGCUGCCAUGAACCACCUUGUGCUGAUUUUUAGAGAUGUAACAAAACAGUGCGUCGGCAUGUCCUAUCACAUAUUUCAAUUUAAAAGUAACUGUUAAGACAAUAAACUACAGCUCAUUUGUUUGGGUGUCAGCCUGCCCUUUCACAGCAUUCACUGCAAUCGAAGAGUGCCGCAGCUUUCACAACGCAGUUAAAUCACCAAGUUUGCCUCCGUCAGCCAAAAAGAAAUUCGACAACAGCCUCAGAGCUGUCGUAGUCUAGUUCCUCCAGACGGACUUGUUUGUGUCAAAGAAGAAACAAACACAGGCCACCUCCACUGUUGAUGCAGGAAGCUUUUUUUCACAAACACUUCCGAAGAACUGAUUGUGACACAAAAAUCAGCUGUCAAAGUCGUGUCCUCGCUGAGCAUGUUUUCACACUUCACACACUCAUGCGAGAGCUGAUACAGCAGAGGGAUAUUGCACAGUGUUAUAAAGGGGGAUCAACACAUGUAACGCUAAAGCCAUUUCUGAGAAUGAGGAACCAAGGACACUUUCAUGUGUUUUUUAAUCUUCUGGUCUGGAUCAUCAGCUUCAUCACUGCUCUGUGAAGAAGACAGCAGCACACUGUUUGAUGUCCUGAGUCCUCACAGUGGACAACACAUCGCCUCCUGUGAUGAUCGCAGUCAGCAGAUCCAGGUCUCUUUACCAGAGGCUGAACAAUGACAUCAAGGACAGGCUGGCUGUCUCCUUCCUGAGUCUCCACACUUCAGCCAACUCAACAGUGAGCUUGCUCAGAGAUGUUGACCCGGUGGUCUUGGCCAUCAGGAGAGGGGAUGCGAAGGCUGUUAAUGAUCUGGCAACAUCGGCUGCUCACUGCCUGCUGAAGGAGAACAAAGACGGGUGGAUACCGCUGCACGAUGCUGCCUUCUGUGGACAGACGGAGUGCCUGAAGAGCCUACUGAGGGCCCAUCCAGGUUCAGUCGACAAACGCACCUUGCAGGAGCAGACGGCCUUGCUGCUCGCUGUGUCUUAUGAGCACUCGUCUUGUGUGCGGAGCCUUCUGGAGGCAGGCGCAGACCCUGACAUCAGCAGCAAGAACAAAGAAACCCCUUUGUACAAAGCCUGUGAGUUGGAGAAUGUGGACAUGGUGAGCCUCAUUCUGUCCUACGGGGCCACUGUGAACCAGCGGUGUGCUCAGGGUUGGACAGCCCUCCAUGAGGCUGUAUCCAGGAACAGCACAGAGAUCUGUGAGAUACUAAUAAGAGCCGGAUCCACGAUCAAUCCGCCUAACACCUACAGCAUCACACCACUUAUUGUAGCAGCUCAGCGAGGACAGAUGAGGACGCUGUGUUACCUUAUUGGGAAAGGCGCAGAUGUGAACAUGCAGACGUGUGCCGGUGCCACGGCGCUCCAUGAGGCUAGUAAAAAUGGCCACAAGGAAAUUGUAGCAGUGCUGUUGACUAAAAACGCAGAUGCCAACAAACCCACUAACUCAGGGCUGCUACCGCUGCAUGUUGCUGCCCAAUACGGACACCAUGAGAUUGUGUCCCUGCUUGUCCCAGUGACAAGUCGAGCCAGGCUCCGCCACAGUUGCAUCAGCCCCCUCCACCUGGCAGCAGAGCACAACAGACGCACUGUGGCAGCUGUGCUGCUGAAGACAGGUGCAGAUGUAAACGCCACGCUGGCCCACAGUCACUCUAUCCAGUAUGCUGAUCGACGCGCAACAGCCCUCUACUUCGCCAUCGCCAACGGCAGCGCCGAGACAGCAGAGGUGCUACUGAACGCAGGCGCUAGUCUAAGCCUGGACCCAGUCAGUCCUCUGCUGAUGGCCGUACGGCAGGGCUGUGUCAGCACUGUGUCCUUACUGCUGGAGAGAGGGGCCGACGCCAACGCCAGAAUCCCGUCCUAUGCCACGAAGUUCCCCGGCGCUGUUGCACUCUGCAUGAAUAAUCUCCCUCUACUCAAAAGCCUCCUGGACAAUGGCUGCGAUGCCCUCUCUUGUUUUACAUGUACACAUGGCAGCGCCCCUCACCCAACGAUAGGAGGAUCCAAUGUGAGAAGUGGCAGCAAUGGAUUUGUUCUGCAGAAUGACAGUAUGCUGCCUUUAAACUGCGGUGAGCCACCAGAAAGGCCAACACAGUUCUGUGAAUGGAUCUCAUCAUCAGUCAUGUGUAAAUGGGCAGGACCGAUCAUAGACCUGCUGCUGGAGCAUGUUGGUCAUGUUCAGCUGUGCAGCAAGCUCACCGAACUGCUGGACAGCCAGGAAGAAUGGCUCACUGUUAAGAGGAAGUCACUGUCACCUCGUCCACUGCUGCACCUUUGCAGAUUACGGAUUCGGACCCAAAUGGGGAGACACGGACUGAAAUCUCUCACAAGCCUACCUCUGCCAGACAGACUCAUCAGAUACCUGAGCCUGGCCGACUGACGUCAAGAUGAACGUCAAGCAAUAUAGGCAUCAGGGAUGUGACUAAAUUUAUCAUUUUGUGUUUCUUUUUUUAGUCGUCUCUAUUAUCUUGAAUCUGUAAAUGCAAUUCUCUAUGUAUAAAACAUCUAUUUAUAACAUAUGUAAUGUGACAGUGCGUUUCUUUAAUCUGCCCCUCAGAAUGAUCCAAUGCCCAGAGGAGUUCUUGAGGGAAGUUGAAUCAUUUAUUUGA
This is a messenger RNA of Chelmon rostratus (copperband butterflyfish), 4688 nucleotides long. Its product is annotated as ankyrin repeat and SOCS box protein 2-like. The transcript is spliced from 11 exons. The coding region runs from base 2708 to 4459 and encodes 583 amino acids. Gene Ontology annotation, biological process: intracellular signal transduction. The record is from RefSeq and is a predicted model, not a curated record. Gene Ontology annotation, molecular function: protein binding. NCBI's taxonomy places the organism in Eukaryota, Metazoa, Chordata, Actinopteri, Chaetodontiformes, Chaetodontidae.